CGCUGCGGCGUGCUCUCUAUGGCUGUGGGGGGCCCUGGGGAUCUCUAUGGCAGCGGCGGCCGCGCUGCCGGGCGGGCGGGCACCGGAGGCGCCGGCCGCCAGGCACUGACCGGGCCCGGGCGGCGGGAGGAUGCCCCUGGCUGCCUACUGCUUCCUCCGAGCCGUGGGGAAGGGCAGCUACGGGGAGGUGAGCCUCGUGCGGCACCAGCAGGACAGCAAGCAGUAUGUCAUCAAAAAGUUAAACCUUAAAAAUGCUUCCAACCGAGAGAGGAAAGCAGCAGAACAAGAGGCACAGUUGUUAUCCCAGCUGAAACACCCGAACAUAGUCACCUACAGAGAGUCCUGGCAGGGGGAGGAUGGCCUAUUAUAUAUUGUUAUGGGAUUCUGCGAGGGAGGAGAUCUGUAUCACAAACUUAAAGAGCAGAAGGGCAAGCUUUUGCCUGAGAAUCAGGUGGUGGAGUGGUUUGUCCAGAUUGCCAUGGCAUUGCAGUAUUUACAUGAAAAGCACAUUCUGCACAGAGAUCUUAAAACUCAAAAUGUUUUUCUGACACGAACAAAUAUAAUCAAAGUGGGUGACCUGGGAAUAGCCAGAGUGUUGGAAAACCAAUAUGACAUGGCCAGCACUCUCAUAGGCACACCAUACUACAUGAGCCCCGAACUCUUUUCUAACAAACCCUACAACUACAAGUCUGAUGUUUGGGCAUUAGGCUGCUGCGUUUAUGAAAUGGCUACACUGAAACAUGCCUUUAAUGCUAAAGACAUGAACUCUUUGGUUUAUCGAAUUAUUGAAGGAAAGUUGCCACCCAUGCCAAAGGAUUACAGCCCCCAGUUGGUCGAAAUAAUACGAACUAUGCUCAGUAAAAAACCUGAGGAAAGACCUAGUGUGAAAAGCAUAUUACGACAGCCAUAUAUCAAGCACCAAAUUUCUUUGUUUUUGGAAGCCACGAAGGCGAAAGCAGCCAGAAGUAAUAGGAAAACAGUGAAUUCUAAACCUAAAGAUCCUUGUUCUGUGGUCUCAGUAAAGAAUGAAUCUCAUAUCAGGAAUGUUACACACCAAAAUCACUCCUCUGAGCAAGCCAAGAAAUACAAAGUUAAUGAAGAAGAUUGCAUCAUCAAAUAUAAAGCCACCAAAUUUUGUCCCUCAGAGAAACCAGCUGUUGAGUUGGAAAGAAAACCAAGCAAUAAUGAUUUGAACAACCUGGGAGACUCCUUAGCUACAGUUAGUGAAGUGAAUAUUGAUAUCUUACCAUCUGGAAGGACGAAGUAUGGAAGCGAGAAGUAUGGCAGUGAGCAUAUUCCAGAGAAUAAUAAAGCAAAGUAUUUAAAUGUUCCAGGGAGUUCUAAAAUAACAUCCAGUAGCCCACCAAUUAAGGAAGAUGGACUACAGCAAAGAGCAAAGCAAGCUUUUAAAGCUGAAAAUGUUGAGUCUAAGCAGUCUUCUGCAGAUGGUAUAGAAGAAGAUGGUGACACUUUGAAGCUCCUGCAGCCUGUAUCAAAAGACCAAAAGCAAACUGACCUGAGCUUGGAUUCUACUGAAAAGCUGCUAGCACCGUUUGUUCCUGUUGUAAUUCAAGAUGAUGUCUGUCAUGGAGCUUCAGGAGAUGCUCAGGAAAAAAUUACUUCCCACUUGCAGCCUCAUAGCUCUGUCAGUGAACCCUCUCUCUCACGGCAGCGACGGCAGAAGAAAAGAGAGCUAGCUGAAGUCUGUUCAGAGAAGUUCAGAACAGUUGCUCCUCGGCCUUUACCUUUUCCUUCUGACGCGAAGGGAAAGGCAACACAGAGGUGUGCAGAGCAGCAUGGUGCUGAAGCCUCUGAAUCUGUAAAUAGCACCAAAACCAGUCAAGUUGCUAUUUCAAAGGAGCGGCCCUUGUCAGCAAGGGAACGAAGGAGGCUAAAACAGUCUCGGGAGGAGAUGUUUCCCUCUGCUAAUUUAAAAUACAUGCAGCUAAGUUGUAAAUAUUGUAAAAAUGUCAUCCUUCCAGUGAUUCCAGCAGGACGAACGUCAAAUAGUGCAGUAGUUGAAGCAAAAUCACAUAUGGAAAAUCAUGUUAAAGUUGCUCAGUCCUCAUCAGAUCCCAGUAUUUCUCAGAGAAAGAGAGAAACCCAUUGCCUGUCUGAUGAUGAGUUAAGCUCUUCCACAAGCUCUACAGAUAAGUCUGAUGGCGAUUCCAAGGAGAGAAAAAGCAAUAUGAAUGAAAUGAAUGACUUGGUGCAGCUAAUGACAUGGACACUGAAAAUGGACUCUAAGGAGAACUCUGAAUACUGUGUAACCUCGACUCCAGCCCCAGAGUUUAAACUUCAUAGAAAAUAUCGAGACACUUUGAUUUUGCAUGGAAAAUCACCUGAUGAAUCAGAGGAAUUAAAAUUUGAAGAGAUUUCUUCAGAUAUGUUAUCAGUUCCUGACAAGAUUAGGAGAAUGGUUGAAAUCCUGAGAUCUGAUGUAGUGCAAGGAUUGGGAGUGAAACUUCUUGAAAAGGCAUACAGCAUCAUGGAAGAAGACGAUGAAGUGAAGAGAGAGCUGCAGUUGCGGGAGCAUAUGGGAGACAAGUAUGCAAGUUACAGUGUGAAAGCACGCCAUCUGAAAUUUCUUGAAGAAAACGUGAAGUUCUGACCAGAACCUUUUUCCUAGAGAAAAGGACUGUUUUAUAUCUCAUUUGAUAGAUUGAACCAGCUUACAUUUAUCCAUUGACCUCCUUUGCUGGAAUAAGGGGGUGAACUUGCAAAAAAUGUUAGAGCUUGUAGUAAUAUUUUUCAUGUUAAAAUGUGAACCAGGCUAUCACUUUCUCAGAAGAUAAACUGUUUAGUUUAGUUUUUAUUCUCUUAAUGAAACUUUAAAAAGUUGCUUUUUAUAGAUGCAAAGAAGGAUGGAUACCAAGUUUUGUAUACAAAGGAGUAUCAAAAAAAAAAAAGUUUUGGUUUGAAUUUGUCAUAGCAAAAGGUUUUUGGUAUGGUCACAUACUAAAUAUGGUAACGAAAUCUAUGCCAAGGCUAUGGUGUGAUAGGCUAUAAGCUAUUACAUUAAAUAGUUGUGAAAAUUUAGCAGGGAGAAACAAUUACUAAUUUUUGUAGCACCAAAAGCUCUCCAGGUUCUGUAAAUUGCCAAGUUAAAGUGCUGGGGGGCAGGGGGGCCUGUACUGCUUUUAAGCAGAGCCUUUGCUUUUGUGUUUUAUUGCUAAGGCAAUCACCAAGGUGGUGGAAAGUAUUUGGUAACUGGAUAAAAUAAGUCUGAAAAUGUUUGAAGGGAACACAGCCAUGGUUACCAUGGUCCCAGCUGGAGAACUCCCUUUGCCUUACAAAUACUAAUUCCUUUUACAAAUGAAAAGUGCCCAAGACCAGGAUCACUUAGAGAAACAGGCAUCUUAGCUCUUCCCUGUCUUUGCAUCUAGGUUGUGUUCCUAGACAUGCACAGGCAUUGUCAUGUACCAUCACUACAGAAAAAGCACGUGUUCUUUUUAAAGGAUAAAGAAGUCAAAGGGAAUUGAAUUUGUAAAAUAAAAUUUUAAAUGCA
Messenger RNA from Aquila chrysaetos chrysaetos, 3508 nucleotides. RefSeq names its product NIMA related kinase 4 (gene NEK4). Gene Ontology annotation, biological process: protein phosphorylation. Lineage: Eukaryota; Metazoa; Chordata; Aves; Accipitriformes; Accipitridae. The transcript is spliced from 16 exons. Gene Ontology annotation, molecular function: protein kinase activity; ATP binding. The record is from RefSeq and is a predicted model, not a curated record. Bases 131 to 2611 code for a protein of 826 amino acids.